Ostertagia ostertagi is the source of this 1194-nucleotide messenger RNA. NCBI's taxonomy places the organism in Eukaryota, Metazoa, Nematoda, Chromadorea, Rhabditida, Trichostrongylidae. The record is from the annotation of a GenBank genome assembly.
AUGUCCCAGCGCGUACAGUGUUUUGUGCUGCAACUCAAGUCUACUUCUAAGCUAGUUCUCGAGACAUUAGAUACAUUUGUGUCUAUGAUUGACUCACUAUUAGAUUCAAUCGAUGAGCAACAAAUGGCACAAAUACAAGAGUAUAUCGAAAGGGCCCAAAGCGCAUUAGAGCGAGCUCAAAAAGUGGCCAUACAACUCGAAUGCAGACGUACAAGCGCCCGUGAUCAUAUGGUAAUGCCACCUAACCAAAACGCCGCGAGUAUAGCUGGAACAGCAACCUCACCAAACGCGCACAUGGGAACCUUCGUUUAUUCAAGUCCUAAUAUACGCGCUCGAGAACAAGGCAAAAAAAUGAGUAGCCCUUACAACGCCGCAAAAGGACCAGUCACAUGCAUCUUCUGCAACAGCAGUGGUCAUAAAUCGCUUGAUUGUCAGAAGUAUUCCACAAUCGAAAAGAGGAAAACUGCCCUCCGAGAGAAAAAUAGAUGCUUCAAUUGCAGCCUUCCGGGACACUUCACUCAAGAUUGUAUGAGAUAUGGUUGCAAGGCCUGCAACGGAAGUAAACAUCAUUAUACCCUCUGUCCACAACGCGGUCACCACGAGCGCCCUGCCCAAGCACGUUUUGUAACACCGACAUCCUCAGCGCCACUAAAGGGCACAAAGACCUCGCGCGGACCUCAAAAAGAGGAAAGACGUCAACAACAACUGAAGUCACCAAAAGUGCAGGCACACGCAGUAGAGACAAAUAUCGAUCUGACCUUUCCCCCAGAACCAUCGGAUGACAGCGAAAACUCUAUAGGAACAGUACUCUCUACCAUCAAUAGCAACUCAGUUCCCACUGAAAAGAGCGAUCAAACAGUUCUCACUGAAAAGAGUGAUCAAAUAGCGGAACACGGAAACGUCUUGUUAUUGACGGGGGUUGCGAAAGUAAAGGACACGCACCGUGAUCAAUGGAAAGAGGUCGAAGUCCUUUUGGACACCGGAGCCGACCAAUCGUUUAUAAGUAACGAACUAGCUAGGGAACUUGGCAUCAAUGGCGAGUGUCAAACGAAGCUUACAGUGUAUACCUUCGGUACGGAUAUACCUAAGCAAACGAUAUGUGAAUGGACCAACUUAGAUAUUUGGGAUCAGCAGGGCAAUAAACAUUCACUGCGCCUACUUACUACACCGAUACUCACCACCCAACAGAAAAGG